CCGCUUCGGCCGCGUCGCUUCGCUUCGCUUCGCUGCUCCGCCCCCACACCGCGCCACCCCCGCUCCCCAGCCGUCCGAUCGCGCACACGUGGCCGCGCCCCCCGCCCUACACCACACGCCACGCCGCCGACGCCGACGCGGCUCCUUUUUCUCCUCCGGCACAGGCGGCCGGAGCAGCCUAGGGUUCCGGCGAGUCCCUCCCGGCCCAACCCACGGUCGAGCUGGAGGACACGCGUAGCCCCGGCUUCUUCUGCGGCGACCUCUGGUGCGGCCUCAUGGAGCCCAAGCCAAAGCCCGCGCUCACCCACAAGCCUAUAGAAGAGGCAGUAGAGAACUUGAAGAUUGAUGCUAGCACGAAGGCAAGCAACGGCAACUUGCGUGCUGCAAAAGACGCAAGUUCUUCGGAUGCAAUAUCAUGCAUUUCCUCAGCAGAUGCAGCUAGUACUGCUGCCAAGGACACUGAAUUGAACCAAGGAACUUAUAUGGGGGACCAAGGGAUGUAUUACUACGGGUACUAUUAUCCAGGCUCAUUUGGAGGAUGGGAUGAGAAUAGCUACUAUGCUGGAUCGAAUGGACUGGAGAUGCACCCGACAGCGGUUCAUGCUGAGAAUGGGUCUUAUUUGUGUUAUGUUCCGGGUUACGAAAAUGGAUAUACUGCUUAUAGUCAAGUUGUUCCUGGAACUGGCGUGGAUGGUCAGUUUGUCAGCAAAGAGCCAUAUUACUCCGCUGUGAUUCCCGUGCAGGACCCUUCUACACCUGGCAUGUAUGCUCAACCAAUUGCUUAUGGACCUGAACUAGUCCCUGCAUACACAUGGGACCCUUCUUAUGUUCUUAUGGAUGGGGUUCAGGGACAUCCUGUUGGUGUGCACCAAACGAGCUACCCUACAAGAUCAAACUACCCUUCUAAUAAGCAUGCUGUUCCAUCUUCAAAAGCUUCACGCAGCACAAAGUAUGCAUUGGGUACCACCAAAGGAUCAUCAUCAGCUGUAGACACAGUGCCAACCUCUGCCAAUAACUAUCCAUCAUCAAAGUUUGCAAAUAAGGCAUCUGGUGCUUCCAUAACGAAAGGGCAUCUUCCGUCUAGCAAGUUUGUGGCGCAUACUAACCAAGGAAAAGGAAGCCUUUAUCAAAGUAAAGGCACUAAUUUGAAUGAAAGUGGUAGAAACUGCAAUGGUGGUGAGAAGCUGAAGGCCAGAAGCAAGCUAAAUGAAUUUGGUGACUGUGAUAGAUCAGAUAAACACAAUGAUCAUUCAAAAAACAAUUUGAGCCCAGGAGCAGAUCGUUUUGGGUUGUCGGGUGUACAGGAGGUUAAUGAUGUCAUACCUUCACUUGUUGCAGUAAGCAGAGAUUCAUAUAAUCUUCCUGAUUUUGUUACGAAGUAUGAGCAAGCUUUGUUCUUCGUGAUUAAAUCUUAUAGUGAAGAUGAUAUUCACAAGAGUAUCAAGUACAAUGUUUGGGCAAGUACUCCUAAUGGAAAUAAAAGGCUUGACAAUGCCUAUAAAAUUGCACAAGAAAGAAUGGCAGGAAAAGGAACCAAAUGCCCUGUUUUCCUCUUCUUUUCUGUUAAUGCUAGUGGUCAGUUCUGUGGUGUGGCUGAGAUGCUUGGCCCAGUAGAUUUCAACAAGAGUAUGAACUUCUGGCAACAGGACAAGUGGAAUGGAUUCUUCCCAGUAAAAUGGCACAUUAUCAAGGAUGUGCCUAAUCCUCAAUUUCGACACAUAAUAUUGGAGAAUAAUGAGAACAAGCCUGUUACAAACAGCAGGGACACUCAAGAGGUGAAGUUUCUGCAAGGUGGAGAAAUGCUGAACAUUUUCAAGAACUUCUCAUGUAAAACGUCAAUAUUGGAUGACUUUGACUUCUAUGAGAAUAGGCAGAAAGUAAUGCAGGACAGAAGAGGCAAGCCGCUCGCUACAUCAUUGGAUCACCUCACGCCAAAGGAUGAGAAACCUGCAGAGCUUGAAAAGCAGGCUCAAGCUGCAAGUACCAUAGAGCAUCAUAUUGCCAAGAGAAUUGAGGAGCAGAGCAAGGAUGUUACAGCAGAUGUUGAUACAGCCAAGAGAGGUCAGGAUCAGAGCAACGUGGAUGCAGCAGAUGCCAAGACAAUUGAGCAGAGCAAAGUGGUUGCAACAGAUGUUGACACAGCCAAGAGAAGCGAGGAGAGCAAUGGUGUUGCAGCAGACCUGGAUGUGUCCAAAGGAAGCGAGGAACAGAGCAACAAGGUCGCCGUGGAGCUUGAUACGGCCAAGAGAAGCGAGGAGCAGACGAGCAGCGUUGCUACGGCAGGCUGAUGACAGGACGCACUUGAACAGCGACAAUAAACUUGCUGCGCGGAACACUGACGAUGGAUGGUCAAUCAUCCUGGAAUCUCCUCCAUUUGAUCAAGUCGAAAACGAGAAGCCUUGGAGCCGCCGUCUUCCCGUGAGAGACAUUCAGUGACCGGGAAAAAAAAAAGGUUCUGAGGCGUAUCAUGGUAGAGAAACAACAUUGCUGUUCUAGUAUUUUUCAGCUAGGAGGAGGGAGUGUUUUAAUCAUUUUUCUAAUUGUUGUCGUUUCUUCUGAUAUCGUUGUCUAAUGUCUCUGGUAGUUCCAUUGCUAAUGUGCUGGGAAGCAAACCACUUAUCGUGUGACUUGGUUUAGGUACUGGGUAGCAAAGGUAGAAAAAGGAAGGGAAAAAAAGAGUUGGAAAAGUGGUUCCACUUGCGUCAAUUCCAGUAGUGUAGAAGUGUAGAUUGACCUCAUUUUGUAUCAGAAUUUACUCCCAUUGCUGAGAAAAAGGAAAAGAAAAGAAAGGGACCGUAGAUCUAUCUGUUCAUCAA
Hordeum vulgare subsp. vulgare (domesticated barley) is the source of this 2816-nucleotide messenger RNA. RefSeq names its product YTH domain-containing protein ECT3. Bases 276 to 2288 code for a protein of 670 amino acids. The transcript has 9 exons. Gene Ontology annotation, cellular component: cytoplasm. Gene Ontology annotation, molecular function: mRNA binding. The record is from RefSeq and is a predicted model, not a curated record. Gene Ontology annotation, biological process: mRNA destabilization. NCBI's taxonomy places the organism in Eukaryota, Viridiplantae, Streptophyta, Magnoliopsida, Poales, Poaceae.